AUGGACGUUACUUCUCAUCUUCCCCGCUCUCCUCUUUGCUGCAACUCUCAAUGACACCAACACCCCAACCUCCAAUUCCCACCAACCACCUUCUCCUUCCUCCAUAUCUCUCCAUUACCAUUACAAAGAUGCCAACAACACCUUCUCUUCCACUCCAUCCAUACCUAGCUAGGCUCGGGCUCUUUAGGGUUUUCAAACCAAAAAAGAAGAAGACGACGGAGAGGGAGAAGUUUGAUAAGGGUAACCUUAGCUAGGGAAAUUUCAUCGAGAUGAUGGAAUCUGGAGUUCCCCUCUGCCAUUCCUGCGGUGAAUCCGUCGGUUUAGCUUCCAAUGGUGAGGUUUUCGUCGCUUGCCAUGAAUGUAAUUUCCCUAUGUGCCGGUCCUGUUUCGAGUAUGAGCUCAAGGAUGGACGCAAAGUCUGCUUGAGAUGUGGAGCUCCCUAUGACGAAAACUUGGCAUUGGCUAAUGAGGAGCUGAAGACAUCAGACAAUCGUAUAACGAUGGCAUCUCAUCUCCAAAAUGAUGAGGAGGGUGGUGUCCACACAAGAAAUUUGAGCAGCCUCUCUACAUUGGAUAGUGAGUUAAAUGGUGAAUCUGGGAACCCUAUAUGGAAGAACAGGGUUGAAAGUUGGAAAGAGAAAAAGAAUAAGAAGAAAACAGCCACAAGUAAGACUAAAAAGGAAGCUGAAACUGAAAUUCCACCCGAAGUGCAGAUGGAAGAGAAACAGUCCCCAGAAGCUGUAGAAUCCUUUUCAAGAACAAUUCCAAUUCCUUCCAGCAAACUCAAGCCAUAUAGAUUUGUGAUUAUCAUGAGAUUGAUAAUUUUGGGGCUUUUCUUCCAUUACAGAGUUACAAAUCCUGUUGAUAGUGCUUAUGGUCUAUGGCUUACUUCUAUCAUAUGCGAGAUCUGGUUUGCUGUUUCUUGGGUAUUGGAUCAGUUCCCAAAAUGGUCUCCAGUCAAUAGGGAGACAUAUAUUGACAAGCUAUCCGCAAGGUAUGAAAGAGAAGGCGAACCCUCAGAGCUUGCUGCUGUUGAUUUUUUUGUUAGUACAGUUGAUCCCUUAAAAGAACCACCAUUGAUCACUGCCAAUACUGUGCUCUCAAUCCUUGCUGUGGACUAUCCUGUCGAAAAAGUGUCUUGUUAUGUGUCUGAUGACGGAUCUGCAAUGCUUACAUUCGAAGCUCUUGUGGAAACAGCUGAUUUUGCCAGGAAAUGGGUCCCAUUUUGCAAAAAGUAUUCAAUUGAACCCCGUGCACCUGAGUUUUAUUUCUCACAGAAAAUUGACUAUUUGAAGGAUAAAAUUCAACCAUCUUUUGUGAAGGAACGUAGAGCGAUGAAAAGAGAUUAUGAAGAGUACAAGGUGCGAAUAAAUGGUAUGGUUGCAAAGGCCCAGAAAACACCGGAUGAGGGCUGGACGAUGCAAGAUGGGACAACUUGGCCAGGAAACAACCCCCGUGACCACCCUGGCAUGAUUCAGGUUUUUCUUGGACACAGUGGUGCCCAUGACACAGAAGGAAAUGAACUUCCACGACUGGUUUAUGUUUCAAGAGAGAAGAGACCUGGGUACCAACACCAUAAAAAGGCUGGUGCCAUGAAUGCUCUGGUCAGAGUAUCUGCAGUUCUCACCAAUGCACCCUACAUUCUCAACCUUGACUGUGAUCACUAUGUUAACAAUAGCAAGGCAGUUCGUGAGGCAAUGUGUUUCAUGAUGGACCCACAAGUUGGUCGUGAUGUCUGCUAUGUUCAGUUUCCUCAGAGAUUCGAUGGUAUUGAUCGUAGUGAUCGAUAUGCCAACCGGAACAUUGUCUUCUUUGAUGUUAACAUGAAAGGGUUGGAUGGCAUUCAAGGGCCAGUUUAUGUGGGCACAGGUUGUGUCUUCAAUAGGCAAGCACUCUAUGGGUAUGGGCCUCCAUCCUUGCCUAGCCUUCCCAAGGCUGCUUCAUCUUGUUCGUGGUGUGGUUGUUGUUGUUGCUGCUGCCCUUCCAAGAAGAAGUCCAAAGAUAUCUCGGAGCUUUAUAGAGAUGCAAAGCGUGAAGAUCUCGAUGCUGCAAUUUUUAACCUCACAGAAAUUGAUAACUAUGACGAGUAUGAGAGGUCACUCCUGAUCUCCCAGAUGAGCUUUGAGAAGUCUUUUGGCUUGUCUACAGUGUUCAUUGAGUCUACACUUAUGGAGAAUGGAGGAGUUCCUGACUCUGCCAAUCCAUCAACAUUGAUCAUGGAAGCAAUUCAUGUCAUCAGCUGUGGUUAUGAAGAGAAAACUGAAUGGGGAAAAGAGAUUGGUUGGAUAUAUGGGUCUGUUACGGAGGAUAUCUUGAGUGGGUUUAAGAUGCACUGCCGAGGAUGGAGAUCAAUUUACUGCAUGCCCUUGAGGCCAGCAUUCAAAGGUUCAGCUCCCAUCAACUUAUCUGAUCGGCUGCACCAGGUUCUAAGGUGGGCCCUUGGAUCUAUUGAGAUAUUCUUCAGCAGACAUUGUCCCCUCUGGUAUGGAUUUGGAGGAGGCCGCCUCAGGUGGCUGCAAAGACUGGCAUAUGUAAACACCAUUGUUUACCCAUUCACUUCCCUCCCACUUAUAGCUUACUGCUCGCUGCCUGCAAUAUGUCUUCUCACCGGGAAAUUUAUCAUACCAACGCUGUCAAAUCUUGCAACCGUCUGGUUUCUUGGGCUUUUCAUCUCCAUCAUCAUGACUAGCGUGCUUGAGCUGAGGUGGAGUGGUGUUGGUAUUGAAGACUUGUGGCGCAAUGAACAAUUUUGGGUUAUUGGUGGUGUUUCAGCCCAUCUCUUUGCUGUCUUCCAAGGAUUCCUAAAGAUGGUGGCUGGCCUUGAUACCAACUUCACAGUGACAGCAAAAGCUGCUGAUGACGCAGAGUUUGGUGAGCUUUAUAUUUUCAAGUGGACAACUUUGCUGAUCCCCCCAACAACACUUCUUGUUGUCAACAUGGUGGGUAUCGUUGCUGGAUUUUCUGAUGCGCUAAACAGCGGAUAUGAAGCAUGGGGCCCACUUUUUGGCAAGGUCUUCUUUGCAUUUUGGGUGAUAUUUCAUCUUUACCCAUUCCUUAAGGGUCUCAUGGGUAGGCAGAAUCGAACCCCUACCAUUGUUGUCCUCUGGUCAGUGUUGUUGGCUUCAGUCUUCUCUCUUAUUUGGGUGAAGGUGGAUCCAUUCUUGAGCAAUACGAAUAGCAACACGAUUUCACAGAACUGCAUCUCGAUAGAUUGCUGAUUAGCCACUGAAGAAAGUUUGUUUGAUUUUUAUACCAGAGAUGUCUCAAACCUUGAUACUGCUUCUAUGGCAAUCUCUGGGAGCUGUAUAAUUAUGGGUCACAGUUGCUAUUCUUUGAAUGGUAUCCCUAAGAGAUAUCCAGUUUUCCUUUACUUUUAUCUUCAGAAGUUGUAAGCAUUUUUUUGUUUUUUGGAAGUUUGUAAGUUGGAACAUACAGUGUUUGUUCUUCUCAGUUU
Molecule: messenger RNA, 3454 nt
Organism: Telopea speciosissima
Lineage: Eukaryota; Viridiplantae; Streptophyta; Magnoliopsida; Proteales; Proteaceae
Product: cellulose synthase A catalytic subunit 8 [UDP-forming]
Exons: 13
Coding region: 270-3218 (982 amino acids)
Biological process (GO): plant-type primary cell wall biogenesis; cellulose biosynthetic process
Cellular component (GO): plasma membrane; trans-Golgi network
Molecular function (GO): cellulose synthase (UDP-forming) activity
Source: RefSeq, a predicted model, not a curated record